Molecule: messenger RNA, 1547 nt
Organism: Psammomys obesus (fat sand rat)
Lineage: Eukaryota; Metazoa; Chordata; Mammalia; Rodentia; Muridae
Gene: Oxa1l
Product: OXA1L mitochondrial inner membrane protein
Exons: 10
Coding region: 27-1325 (432 amino acids)
Biological process (GO): mitochondrial respiratory chain complex IV assembly; protein insertion into mitochondrial inner membrane from matrix
Cellular component (GO): mitochondrial inner membrane
Molecular function (GO): membrane insertase activity
Source: RefSeq, a predicted model, not a curated record
CGAACGGAAGUUCCCUUCCCGGCAAGAUGGCGCUGACUUUAGUGUGCGGUCGUCCGCUGCUCCUGCGCUUCCUACGGCCCCAGCGCUCGUUCCACAGCGUCGCAGGGUCCCUGAAGCCGCUGGCCGCCGAGGUCCUCGUCGCAGCCCGCCCGGGCAGCGGGCGGACACGCUAUGCCCUCCUCGCCGCCCUAAGUCCGCGCUGCAUCAGUACUUCUGCCACUGUCUCGGCAGAAGCCCAGGCACCUCCUCCUCUUCCUGCAACCUCCAUCCCUGCUGCAGUACCUGAGGUGGCUUCUGGACAAGCUGCAGAUGUGGUCCAGUGUGCUGCAGAACAGAGCUUCUCUGAACUGGGGCUUGGGGGUGUCACCCCAGUGGGGCUCAUCCAGAACCUCCUGGAAUUUAUGCAUGUUGACCUAGGCCUACCUUGGUGGGGCGCCAUUGCCACGUGUACGAUCCUUGCCCGAAUCCUUGUGUUUCCUCUCAUUGUGAAGGGCCAGCGAGAGGCAGCCAAGAUCCACAACCACAUGCCAGAGAUACAGAAGUUUUCCGCAAGAAUCAGAGAGGCCAAGUUGGCAGGAGACCAGACUGAGUCUUACAAGGCUUCCUUAGAGAUGCUGCGCUAUCAGAAAAUGCAUGAUAUCAAACUCUUCAGAACUCUCAUUCUACCUCUCACUCAGGCCCCCGUCUUCCUCUCUUUCUUCAUUGCCUUGAGAGAGAUGGCCAACCUGCCUGUGCCCAGCCUCCAGACAGGUGGGCUCUGGUGGUUCCAAGAUCUCACAGUGUCCGAUCCUAUCUACGUCCUGCCGCUGGUAGUCACUGCCACAAUGUGGGCUGUCCUUGAGCUAGGCGCUGAGACAGGUAUGCAGAGCUCUGACCUCCAGUUCAUGAGGAAUGUUCUCAGGGUGAUGCCCCUAGCGGUCUUGCCGGUGACCAUCCACUUCCCCUCGGCAGUGUUCAUGUACUGGCUGUCCUCCAAUGUCUUCUCCCUUUGCCAAGUGGCCUGCCUCCGGGUUCCAGCUGUGCGCACAGUGCUUAAGAUCCCCCAGCGCGUUGUACAUGACCUUGACAAGUUGCCUCCUAAGGAAGGCUUUUUGAAGAGCUUUAAAACAGGCUGGAAAAAUGCCGAAAUUGCACAUCAGCUCCGAGAGCGUGAGCAGCGAAUGCAGAAACACUUGGACCUAGCUGCCAGAGGUCCCUUACGACAGACUUUUACCCACAACCCUCUGCUACAGCAUGAUCCAAGUCACCCUCCCAAUACUCCCGGCAGCAACAGCAGCAGCAGCAAACCAAAGCCAAAGCAGCCUUGGCGUGACACACUCGGCUGACAUAUUUUAUGCUCAUCCUGAUCAGAACUGUACCUCUUCAUGGACUCCUCCAAACAGACUUGAUACUAUGUCCUUGCCCCAGACCUGGACACUAUGGGCUUUGGAAGUGUUCAUUUUAAAAAUUGUUUCCACUACAGACUCGUACUUGUGUGUAUAAAGAGCCCUGGAGAGCCAAGUGACCUUCCCAUCCAUGGAGUUAGUAAACUUCUUUCUUGUCUGGGC